GCCGUGUCCUGGCUGGCCCACCCAGACCGAGACCUGGAGUGGGCUCUGCAAGUGGUUGGUGUGGGCGUCGCACUUCUUCCCGGAACUAUUCCGUGCCCUGCCUCUGCAGCCCAAUGGGGUGUGCGAGUGAGGGGCCGCCUGAAGCAUGAUCUGCUGGAGCCCCAGCAACUUGCCUGAAAAAGACCACUCGACCUGGACGAAUCCUUUGGCAGCUUCAGACCGUCCUUGAGGAGGAUGACUGAGACAAUAUGGGCCACGCGCUUUGCAUCUGCUCUCGGGGAACUGUCACCAUUGACCAUAAGCGUUACCUCUUCAUCCAUAAAUUGGGGGAGGGUGGGUUCAGCUUUGUGGACCUAGUGGAGGGGUUGCAUGAUGGACAGUUCUACGCCCUGAAGCGAAUCCUGUGUCAUGAGCAGCAGGACCGGGAGGAGGCCCAACGAGAAGCAGACAUGCAUCGCCUCUUCCAUCACCCCAACAUCCUUCGCCUCGUGGCUUAUUGUCUGAGAGAGCGAGGCACUAAACAUGAGGCCUGGCUGCUGCUACCCUUCUUCAAGAGAGGUACGCUGUGGAAUGAGAUAGAAAAGCUGAAGGACAAAGGCAACUUUUUGACUGAAGAGCAAAUCAUUCGGCUGUUGCUGGGUAUCUGCAGAGGCCUUGAGGCUAUUCACGCCAAGGGUUAUGCCCACAGGGACCUGAAACCCACCAAUAUCUUGCUUGGCGAUGAGGGGCAGCCGGUUCUAAUGGACUUGGGGUCCAUGAAUCAAGCAUGCAUCCACGUGGAGGGCUCCCGCCAGGCUCUGGCCCUCCAGGACUGGGCAGCCCAGCGGUGCACCAUCUCCUACCGGGCCCCGGAGCUCUUUUCCGUGCAGAGCCACUGUGUCAUCGAUGAGCGGACUGAUGUCUGGGCAUUCUUCAGCCUUGCGACAGCUGCUAACCUCAAUGAUGACUGUGGACCCCCAGCAGCGCCCUCACAUUCCUCUGCUCCUGAGUCAGUUGGAGGUGCUGCAGACCCCGGCUCGGGACGAGCACACUACCCACAUCUGAACAAACCUGAGGCCACGUUGAGAAGGUGGCCCCCGUGCCUUGGCAAGGAGCUGCCCUCCCUCAGUAGAAUCUCCAUCCAUUCAGUGCAGGACCGCGCCCUUGUCACUGGGGGCAGCUGGGGGCUGGGACAGUUUGCUCGGCCUUCUGUCUCUGAUUCUGCUCUCACCCCCAAGAGCAGUAACUGGACUGGAGGCCUACCUGGGUGGGGGUUGGGGAGGGUGGGGGAUGGGGAGAGGGGAACUGAUAGAAUAUAGUCAAGGCUCUGAGCAGGACUGCUGAGCAUACAUCAUGAUCUGCCUCCAAAUCUGGGGGCAGGAGAAUGUAUAAAACAAGAAUAAAGUGAAAGCAGCUUGG
Molecule: messenger RNA, 1398 nt
Organism: Dama dama (fallow deer)
Lineage: Eukaryota; Metazoa; Chordata; Mammalia; Artiodactyla; Cervidae
Gene: STK16
Product: serine/threonine kinase 16
Exons: 7
Coding region: 249-1298 (349 amino acids)
Biological process (GO): protein phosphorylation
Cellular component (GO): Golgi apparatus; cytoplasm
Molecular function (GO): ATP binding; protein serine/threonine kinase activity
Source: RefSeq, a predicted model, not a curated record